Molecule: messenger RNA, 1524 nt
Organism: Manis pentadactyla (Chinese pangolin)
Lineage: Eukaryota; Metazoa; Chordata; Mammalia; Pholidota; Manidae
Product: ubiquilin-1-like
Exons: 1
Coding region: 1-1524 (507 amino acids)
Biological process (GO): ubiquitin-dependent protein catabolic process
Cellular component (GO): cytosol
Molecular function (GO): polyubiquitin modification-dependent protein binding
Source: RefSeq, a predicted model, not a curated record
AUGGCAAGGGCUAGGGAAGAAGCAGGCGACAGCCAGCUGGUAUCUGGCCGAGAGCUAUCAUCACACAUCAUUAGAGUGUCUGUCGAGACCCCACGGGACUGCCACGAAUUUAUGCUGGCAGAAAAUAGCAGUGUCCACCACUUUAAGAAAGAAAUCUCCAAACGCCUUAACUGUGACGCUGACCGACUGGUACUGAUCUACACUGGAAAGAUCCUCCGGGAUCAAGACAAACUAAGCCAGCGUGGCAUUCUUGAUGGCACUACGGUCCACUUGCUGGUGAGAACCCAUCUGAAAGGAACCCUGCCAAGCCCUGCAGGCCAUUGCACCCAUCGUUCUGAACCCUCCACGUCAGAGACUGCUGGCAUGCUAGCCAGAAUGGGCCAGCUAGCCCAGAGUUCAUCUAAGCUGGCUGACUUCCUUGGCCAGCUGGCUCAGCUACUGAUGGAUGUGCCUGAGUCUGUGGUGCAGUCCUUGGAUAUGGCUCAAGGCCUAUCAAGUGAGAAAACAGCCAAUGCUAGCCAUGUUUCUGAAUCCUCAAGGCCAGGAAAGAAACCUGAGCCAGCUCUUAAGCCUCGAGAAAUCUUGCAGAACCCAGCCCGGCAACAGGAACCCCUGCAGGCAGACAAGCACGGGCUCGAGCUCUUGAAGGCAGUGCCAGGUGGUAACAAUGCUAUGCGUCCAGUCUGCUUUGAUAUCCAGCAGCUCAUGCUCUACACUCUGGCCCCACUGGUUGCCUCCAAACGCCAUAAUCCAGGUUCAGAACCUUGGAGCAGGGAGGCCAAUGCUCACAGCAGUACUGACACCACCAUCUCUACAGCCUCUGUAUCUACCAGGCCACUGGCACAGGAGGUCAGUGCAGGAGGUGCUGCCCAGGCCAAGGGCACAGCCCCAAAUUGGGCCAAUUCAGGGUGUAGGACCAGUGUGCCAGACUUAUCCCCAGGCCAGGAUCUUCCCUCCCAGGAAAGCCAGGAGCCCACAGGGAAAGCCACUCUAACCAGUCAGCAGAGACCCUCCCCCUCUGCCUUGCAUAGAGCCUUGCAUGUCUUGCAGCAGAAUCCAGCUCUGCUGUACCAGCUUGCAACUGGCAGCCCCCGGCAAUACCAUAUGCCACUACUUCCCAUCCUCACCAACCCACGGGCACUGCAGGCAUUGAUCCAGAUAGAAAAGGGACUGCACACACUGUCUAGGGAGGUGCCUGGGCUGAGAUCUUAUUUAUGGGGCCCAGGUAGACCACAUGGGGAUAGAGGAACCCCUGAAACUAGGGGUGGAGGACAGGGUCACAGAACAGACCCAGUGGAAUCCACCUGGGCUGUUCUUCAGCUCCUCCAUGCACUGGCCAAUGGCUGCUCCCAGUUCAUCCAACCUGCACCAUUCUCAUCCCCCCUCAUUGAAGGCCUCUACCAGCAAGAACUGGAGCAUCUGAAGGCCAUGGGUUUUGCUAAUCUUGAGGCCAAUCUGCAGGUCCUCAUGGACACAGGUGGAGACAUUCAUGCUGCCAUUGAGAGCCUGCUACAGGAGGCCUAG